This is a messenger RNA of Perkinsus marinus ATCC 50983, 168 nucleotides long. RefSeq lists its product as hypothetical. Lineage: Eukaryota; Perkinsozoa; Perkinsida; Perkinsidae. The record is from RefSeq and is a predicted model, not a curated record. The annotation marks the transcript as partial. The transcript has a single exon.
GCGAAAAUGUUGAGAUGGUUAGCGGCAGAGGAUUAUAGGCUGAGAUCAGGUUGUGAUGAGAGAAUUGGACUUAUUAAUUUGAGUGUCCAACUGAGGGACAUCUUGCUACAUCCCGGGAAGGAAGAUCGAGGAGUUAGACCGGAAGGUAAAGUGGUAUGUAGGCAGUAG